AUGGUAAUCAAGAACUUAGAUAGCUACAUUUCGGAGUGGAAACAUGACCAAACCUUGCCUUUGUCAACCCUUGCAGAAUCGCGCUUAGGAAUUGACGCAUCCCAUUACCUGAGUAACCUCCUUGACAAUCCCACCACAAGAGAGUCCUAUCUCGCUGCGACUGGUGGAAUUCCACUAUCAUUGGCGUCGCGGAUCGAACAGGACUUACGUGCCCUCGAGAAACUGCAUAUCAAGCCCGUUUUUGUAUUCCCUGGCCUUCCCCCUAACAAACGCAUUAGCAAGAAUACACCCCAGCAAAAUGCCGCUAAACAGAUGGAAGCCGCCCAAGCUCGUCGCGAUGCCUGGAACUGCUAUGAAAGUGGGCGUAACGAUCAAGCGACCAAGCUAUUCGAAUCAAGGAGCAACGUGGAACAAUGGGAUCUCUGGCGUCCUGUUCUCCGUAUUUUUAGGCACCGAAACGUCGAAUUUAUAAUUGCACCAUAUUCGUCCUUAGCUCAGGUGAGUCUUUCUUCUAUUUUUGAUCUUGUGUACCUUCAACGACACCCUAAGUCCUACGUUCAUGCGCUUUAUGGACCUUCAGAACUUUUGCUCUAUGCCGGGGUUGAGAAGGUCAUCCUCUCUCUGGAUCUUUCAGCACAGUCGAACUUUACCUUCGUCACUAAAUCUAAGAUGAUGACCGAUCUUCAGCUCAACGAGGACCAGUUCCUCGACCUCGGAUUACUUUGUGGCUCUGAGUACUCCCCCACACUCCCGCCGAACGCCAACGAGACUUCGAUUAAGCCCUUUGUUGAUUUUUUGCGGUACUAUAAGUCUGGUUUCGUCUGCAUUACAAGUGCAUUUCUGGAUAAUCCCUUGAUGAAACAGAGCAACUACGCUGAAACUUUUGCCCGUGCUCGUUGCAUGGUCAAAUUUGCACUGGUUUUAUCUUCCGAAGGAUCUGUGGUCCCCUUGCCUAUUGCUCUUUCGGGAGGUUCGGGUGGCACUACUACGACUGCAGCAGACAUACCAUCAGAUCUACACGAUAUAUUUACGAAUAGGCUUCCGGAUGAGGUUUUCUAUUACUGUCCCGCGGCCUUUUCACUCCUCAACCACUGUCCGAACGCGGCGCAAACCACGUCUUUGGUUGAGCGGGUAGUAAGCUGGAAUGUACCGAGCACUAUUGUAGAAGAUGAACUUCGGAGACAAUCGUCUUCGACUAUCGAUUUUGCUUUAUGCUUGGGCGCUACAUCGACGGAUAAAUUAGCAUCAAGAACACGCACAAAGCCCAACCUGAACCAUCCGCUCGAGAAAAAGGAUGAAGUCGUCGCGAACGUUAUCUGGCGUUUCCUUGAACUAAGAGGCCCGCGCUUUGCAUGCUACGCUGAGCUCAAAAUGGUCCGAGCUGGGGUCAUUCAUGGAAAUCUCUGGAGUGGGCGCGCUUACAGCGGGGGCCCGAGCUUUGGUGAUGACGAAGAGAAAAAGAGUAUGCUUUUAAUUAUGCGGGUACUCAGCAUUGUUCCUCUUUCUUGCCAUCCCCAACCAUGGAGCGGACCGCUUUCCCGAGAACUACUCGUUUUCAACUCCUUCCUCCGUUCGCUGUCCAAGGCACUACGCACCUUAGUCGAGACUGUCGCCUUGAAUAUGCUGCUUCAGCAACAUGCUCGACGACCACGAGAAGACCUUCUUGAAAUCGCCGUAUCUUUGCCUUUUCAGCAAGAAGUUAACACUGGAUACGGAAUUUUGGCAAAAGUUUACCUUGAUGCACUUGUCGCUAUGAAUGGUGGUCCUGUAAAGUCACGUGAUGAUGAAGGUGUCCAAGAGGCCAAGGAUGGCGCGAUGGAACUGGUCGAAGAAACAUUCACUGGAGUCAAAUAUCCCAGGUACGAAGUAGAACGUGGCUUCAGAUUCUGGGAUGCGGCGCUGAGUGCCAUCAGGAACCUCAGUCAAGAUGAGUCUGGGUCUGUAGUAUCUGCCGAACUCGUCGAAAGCUUUGAAAAGGCUCAGGCUUGGCUUGCUCCUAUGCGGCCUUAA
This is a messenger RNA of Rhizoctonia solani, 2010 nucleotides long. RefSeq lists its product as uncharacterized. NCBI's taxonomy places the organism in Eukaryota, Fungi, Basidiomycota, Agaricomycetes, Cantharellales, Ceratobasidiaceae. Gene Ontology annotation, cellular component: nucleus. Gene Ontology annotation, molecular function: 5'-3' DNA exonuclease activity; 5'-flap endonuclease activity. The record is from RefSeq and is a predicted model, not a curated record. The transcript is spliced from 10 exons. The coding region runs from base 1 to 2010 and encodes 669 amino acids. Gene Ontology annotation, biological process: DNA double-strand break processing; DNA recombination; mismatch repair.